AUGGGAUUGUUGAAAGAAAGCAUCAACAUUUGCUCCAAGUCACCAGAGCAAUCUUGUAAGAGUCUUGUCUUCCACAUCGCUACUGGGACUUGGCAGCGAACUUUUUCUGUGAGUAUUGCAUCAUCCGUUGAGCCAAAACAUUAUGAAAAAGCUGUGACCGAAUCUUGUUGGAGGGAUGCUAUUUCAGCUGAGCUGGAAGCCUUGAAUACAAAUAAGACUUGGGUGAUCACUUCUUUACCUCCAAGCAAGAAACCAAUAGGUUGUAAAUGGGUCUUCAAAUUGAAAUUGAAACCCGAUGGCAGCAUUGAGAGACAUAAAGCGAGGCUCGUAGCAAAAGGGUACAAUCAAAGACAAGGAUUUGACUUCUUUGAUACUUACAGCCCGAUUGCAAAAAUGACUACACUCAAGAUUCUCUUAGCCUUAGCAGUAGUAAAGGGUUGA
Molecule: messenger RNA, 441 nt
Organism: Arachis stenosperma
Lineage: Eukaryota; Viridiplantae; Streptophyta; Magnoliopsida; Fabales; Fabaceae
Exons: 2
Coding region: 1-441 (146 amino acids)
Source: RefSeq, a predicted model, not a curated record